This is a messenger RNA of Lactuca saligna, 609 nucleotides long. Lineage: Eukaryota; Viridiplantae; Streptophyta; Magnoliopsida; Asterales; Asteraceae. The record is from the annotation of a GenBank genome assembly.
AUGACAACAUUAGAGGAUGAACAAUCGAAGGUAUCUUGCAACAAGGAUAGAUUCAAUAGAGGGGAUUUGGUGGAAGUGUGCAGUGAUGAAGAUGGUUUCCAAGGUGCUUGGUUCGCUGCUACAGUGAUUGAACAAGUAAGUUCAGGAAACUUGUUGAUUCAGUAUAAAUCAUUGAGGAACGAUGAAGACACAGAGUUUUUGACGGAAGUGGUUGAUAGCAACCACAUUCGUCCUCAUCCUGGUCAAGAGGUUGUUGACCAUUAUCGUGAGCUUGAAGAAGUUGAUGCUCUGUACAACGAUGGGUGGUGGGUGGGUGUGAUUUCUAAAGUUAUCGGCAAACAGAAAUAUGAGGUUUACUUCAGGGGAACGGAGGAGGAAAUGGUGUUUAAACAAUCUGAUUUGAGGCGACAUCAAGAAUGGAUCUCUGGACAAGAAUUGGUAUUUGUUAACAGAUUAGCAAUAAAACGGAGGAUAUUUGUUGCCAAAUGGAUCUUUAGUGUAACUUUUGUGGCUGAUAUCCUGUGUAAAGUGUGGAAAACUGCACAAAAUCAAACACCCUCCAUCUUUAUUGGUGGUAAAAUGGGUUGGUUGAGGAGGUUAGGUAAAUAG